Molecule: messenger RNA, 2948 nt
Organism: Hyalella azteca
Lineage: Eukaryota; Metazoa; Arthropoda; Malacostraca; Amphipoda; Hyalellidae
Product: N-alpha-acetyltransferase 30
Exons: 4
Coding region: 147-1607 (486 amino acids)
Biological process (GO): N-terminal peptidyl-methionine acetylation
Cellular component (GO): NatC complex
Molecular function (GO): protein-N-terminal amino-acid acetyltransferase activity
Source: RefSeq, a predicted model, not a curated record
CAAUGGUGGAGUAGUGCCAGGUGACAUUCGCAUCGUCACGACAAUGGGAGUUCCCGAUUAGGAAAUUCGAGUGUCAAAUUACUUCAUAAGACUUUCAGACUUUGUGAGCAUGAAUUAUAGUAUUAUUUAUCCAUCAAUUCCUUGUCAUGGACUCCGUUAAGCGUUCUAAAUGUUCAAAUGAACCGUCCAAAAUACUUGGUCACCAUGCUUCUUGUCGCAGUGGUUCGUCGCAAAAAACAGGUGAAAUCGCUCCAGUUCACAUCAAUAAUUCUCUAAUACAUUCUCUUCAUGACCAAAACUCAACCACCUACGUCAUGGAAUCUAAAAAACAAUCUGCUCUGACUAAUUCGCCAUCUGUAAUGACUGAAGUUAUUCCGUCAUCAAUAGCAUCUCCCGCACUUCUUAGGAAGAAACAAAAUGCGGGAUUAUCAGAGAUAUCGAGUGAUUUUCGGGAUAAAUUGAACUUUAGAAAUACUAAUGGUGUAUUGAAUGGAAUUAAAAUGGGCACUACUGAUGCUGAAGUUCACCACUCAGGAAUUGCUUCCUCAUCAAACUGUGCCAGCAACUCAACUUCACAUGGAAAUAUAGUUCCCUCCCACACAAGCUCUGUGUCUGUUAGAUCUAAAUUUCUUCCUCCAAAUCCCCUUAGUAAUAUAGCAAAUUCUACUAUAAUAGCCAACAGUGCUAAUGAAACAAAUUCUAGUCCUAACCUCACUACUCCUCCUCCCCCUCCUCCCUCAUUUCAAGAUAUACCCCCACUUAGCCCACCUCAUGAACCACCCCCUCCUCCUCCAUGUGAAGAACCUGGUGGAUAUCCUUACAUAAAAUCUGUUGCAUCUAGAGCCAUUGGAGCAGACAGUCCUUGUUCUUCUAAGUCAAGUCAAGAUGGUGGAACAGGCGUCUGCAAUGGCCACACAGUUUCUGAGGCAACAAGCAAUACCAGCAUUGCUGCUAGUUCUGAAUUUUCAAUAAGUUCAGAGAGGUCAACAGACUCGUCAUACUCUGGUGCUCGUGCAAGAACCAGACACACAUCUAACAGCUCAAGUCAAAGUACCCAGCCUCGGAGCGACCUUGAUCUCAGCCUUGCAAGUGACGUAAUACUUAAAACACCUGAAAUAAAUGUCAGCCCAUUGCCCAACCAUGAUGAUCUUCAGUUGGAAUAUGCUAACUAUGAGAAUGAGACUCAGAUGGCUGCAAUUAUGGCCCUCAUCCAAAAAGAUUUAUCUGAGCCAUAUUCUAUUUACACAUAUAGAUAUUUUAUCCAUAAUUGGCCACAUUUGUGCUUUCUGGCAUUGGUCAACAAGGAGAUCAUUGGUGCAGUCGUGUGCAAGCUUGACAUGCACAAGAAGGGCACUGUCAGAGGCUAUAUAGCUAUGCUUGCUGUAGACCAAAGAUACCGCAAAAGAAAAAUAGGUUCCAAUUUAGUGCAGCUGGCUAUGAGGGCAAUGGCUGCAGAUGAUGCUGAUGAAGUGGUGCUGGAGACUGAAAUAACCAACCAGCCUGCACUGCGCCUCUAUCAAGCCUUGGGCUUUGUUCGAGAUAAGCGUCUCUUUAGAUACUACUUGAAUGGUGUUGACGCACUACGUUUAAAAUUAUGGCUCAGAUAAAAGCUGAGGCUAAGUCGUUUCCUGGAGGUCAUGCAAUGAACGUUCCUCUGCACUGUCAGCAACAACGUAUGCCUAUUGACUAACCAUCUAAUCUUUAAGCUACAUUAGAAUUUAUGCCGCUCCUUGUAGAUCAGCGCUCUUACUACGUACUUUGGAACGCCAUGCACCAAGAGAAAUUUAGCUUCACUCUUCCUUUAAAAGUGGCUUCAAAUAUCAUUCAGGGAACGGUUUAUCAUCAAUGAGCAGGUUUUUAUUUCACAUGUUAUUAAUGACUGACACUAAAGUUGUUGAGAAAUUAAAGUAACUUGAUGAAUUAUGGACCAUGACAGUUACUCAUUCUGCAUAAGAUUUCCGUCUUCUGAAUGAUUUCUGUAUCCAUCUUAUUAUACUGUAAGUGUUGUGCGAGUGCCGUUUAAGUGAGGCGAGUAUCUAGCUUCCUACUAGCAAGUCUCCAAUUCUGGCACAAUUAUUUGUUGGUGAGUUACCUUUUCGAUUUAACUCAUGAGUUAUGCCGUCUGCAAUUCCUAGAAUUUGGCUGUCUAAAUCCAUAGAAUUGUGUUAAUUAUAUGCAGAAAGUAGCAAGUAUCGUAAUUAUUUAUUCCGAAUUUUCCAUUGUUUCCAUAACAAAUUGUCGAAUUACCCGCCUAUUCUAUAGCCAUGCUUGAUAAGCUAGUCUUUGAGACGCCGUUGGCCAUGUGUGGAAUGAAGUACCUUCUGUGACAUGCGGUGACGAAUAGAUAGCGCUUUCUAACGUCUCUCUUGUCCUCCUUAGAAUUACUGACCUAAGCACGGGAGAGUUUAAAGAUAUAUCAAAAUUCUUUCUACUUACGAUUUCAGUUUCUGUUAUAUGUCACUAUUGCAUUUUCAGCGAAUUGAGGUGGUUUUUAGUGUUUUCAUUAAUUCUUAGUUGAAACAUUUCAGUUUUUCUUGAAUAUUUAACUUGUCGUUGAAAAAUCCAAAAUUAUCACGUGUGUUUUAAUUAUUAUUAUUUUUUAUUUUUGGAGUUGGUCAUAUUGCAAUAUUUUUUAUGAAGAAGUUAGGUGAUAUUUGAUCCCCAGGUAUCGUCAUCGCUCGUGAAUUACUUUGUUGGAAAAUAGUGCUGCACGCUGCCUAAUCUUUCAAGAAUCAAUGCCCUCGGCUCGAAUUAAUUUCGAAUUAUUUCUUUUGCUGCAACUUCGAACGCACAUACGGAGUAAUCAGAAGUCAUUCUGACGCUGACAUUUUUUUCAUAUUCAAUAUAACCCUAUAAUUUUUAUGAGAAAUAAUUUCCUUCAUGAUGGUGCGUUUGUCUAAAACUCCAACGUUUCUUUUUAUUGUGUAAAUAUACAUUAUUAUCCUCAA